Messenger RNA from Manihot esculenta (cassava), 2583 nucleotides. Its product is annotated as polyadenylate-binding protein 8. Gene Ontology annotation, cellular component: ribonucleoprotein complex. The record is from RefSeq and is a predicted model, not a curated record. NCBI's taxonomy places the organism in Eukaryota, Viridiplantae, Streptophyta, Magnoliopsida, Malpighiales, Euphorbiaceae. Gene Ontology annotation, molecular function: RNA binding. The transcript has 9 exons. The coding region runs from base 420 to 2354 and encodes 644 amino acids.
UAUCGUUCUCUCUCGACCUCCGAACACCCUCUUCCGUUUUCAGAGCAGUAUCCUAUUCUGCCCCCUCCUUACCACUCUCUGUUACUUCCUCACGCGCCGCCAGUCCUUUCGGCGACCAAAAUCACUGUUUCCUUCUCCGCCUUCCCUCUCCUCCCCUAUCAAAAAACCCAAAAACAACAAAAAGAAAUAUAUCAAAAGACUGAAACGAAAAACACAGUAUCUCUGUUAGUCAUUUUAUCGAAUAAUUGGUGUGCGCUUCUAUCACUCGUUCUCUUAUUUAAGCUAGGUUUGGUGUAGCGUGGACUGAUAGGGUUAGGGUUUGGUGUUUGUUUUAUUAGAAUAAAAAGAGGAGAGGGAAGAUAAAUUGAAAAAAAAAUAAAAAAAAUUCGAAUAGAAAUAUUUCAAGAGAAAAAAAGGAAAUGGCACAGGUUCAAGUUCCGGUUCAGGCUCAGGGUGUGAACGGCGGGGCCAACCCCCAGUUCGUGACUACUUCCCUUUAUGUCGGGGAUCUGGAGGCGAACGUGACGGAUUCGCACCUGUACGAUCUGUUUAAUCAAGUCGGUCAAGUGGUUUCUGUUCGGGUUUGCAGGGACUUGACUACACGGCGAUCGCUCGGUUAUGGCUACGUUAAUUAUAGCAGUCCUCAGGAUGCUGCUAGGGCAUUGGAUAUGCUGAAUUUCACCCCUCUCAAUGGAAGCCCCAUCAGAAUUAUGUAUUCUCAUCGUGACCCUAGUAUUCGCAAAAGUGGCGCUGGCAACAUAUUUAUCAAGAAUCUGGACAAGGGAAUUGACCACAAAGCAUUGCAUGAUACUUUCUCGGCAUUUGGUAACAUCCUAUCUUGCAAGGUGGCUACAGAUUUCUCUGGCCAGUCAAAGGGCUAUGGCUUUGUACAGUUUGACAAUGAGGAAUCUGCCCAAAAGGCUAUAGAGAAGUUAAAUGGGAUGCUAUUGAAUGAUAAGCAAGUGUAUGUUGGACCUUUUCUUCGCAAACAGGAAAGAGAGAGUGCCACUGACAAGAUGAGAUUUAACAAUGUCUUCGUAAAGAACCUCUCAGAAACAGUCACUGAUGAAGAUUUGAAUAAAACUUUUGGUGAAUUUGGAACAAUCACUAGUGCUGUGGUGAUGAGAGAUGGAGAUGGAAAAACAAAGUGCUUUGGAUUUGUCAACUUUGAGAAUGCAGAUGACGCUGCUAGAGCUGUUGAGGCCCUUAAUGGAAAGAAAUUUGAGGAUAAGGAGUGGUAUGUUGGGAAAGCCCAAAAGAAAUCUGAAAGGGAAACUGAAUUAAAACUUCGAUUUGAGCAGAGUAUGAAGGAGGCAGCUGAUAAGUUUCAAGGGGCCAAUUUGUACAUUAAAAACCUAGAUGAUAGCAUAAGUGAUGAUAAGCUUAAGGAGCUCUUCUCUCCAUUUGGUUUAAUCACAUCAUGCAAGGUUAUGCGUGAUCCUAAUGGAAUAAGCAGAGGUUCUGGGUUUGUUGCUUUCUCUACUCCCGAUGAAGCAUCCAGAGCUCUCAUGGAGAUGAAUGGCAAAAUGGUUGUCAGCAAACCUUUAUAUGUGGCACUUGCACAACGAAAAGAAGAUAGAAGAGCCAGGCUGCAGGCACAAUUUUCUCAAAUGAGGCCAGUUGCAAUGGCACCAUCAGUUGCUCCUCGAAUGCCAAUGUACCCCCCUGGUGGUCCAGGACUGGGACAGCAGAUAUUCUAUGGACAAGCCCCACCUGCUAUAAUACCUCCUCAGCCUGGAUUUGGAUAUCAGCAACAGCUUGUACCUGGUAUGAGGCCUGGUGGAGCUCCUAUGCCAAAUUUCUUUGUGCCUAUGGUUCAGCAGGGGCAGCAGGGACAGCGUCCUGGUGGUCGACGGGCUGGAGCUGCUCAGCAAUCUCAGCAGCCAAUGCCACUAAUGCAGCAGCAGAUGCUUCCAAGGGGACGUGUCUAUCGCUACCCUCCUGGGCGGGCCUUGCCUGAUGUUCCAAUGACUGGUGUUGCUGGAGGGAUGCUUUCUGUUCCAUACGACAUGGGUGGUAUGCCAAUGCGUGAUACAGCUUUGUCUCAGCCAAUUCCAAUUGGUGCUUUGGCUAGUGCACUUGCAAAUGCUAGUCCAGAACAGCAGAGGACGAUGCUGGGUGAGAAUCUCUACCCUCUGGUAGAACAGCUGGAGCCUGAUGCAGCUGCUAAGGUGACAGGAAUGCUUCUAGAGAUGGACCAGACUGAGGUUUUGCACUUGCUGGAGUCGCCAGAAGCUCUAAAAGCAAAGGUUGCUGAGGCAAUGGAGGUUCUGAGGAGUGUGCAGCAGCAACAGGCUAGUGGCGCAGCUGAUCAGCUAGCAUCUCUGUCAUUGAAUGACAACCUUGUUUCCUAGGUUGUGUGAGCGUGUUUGAAAUCGUGAUGUGUUUUGAUCUGACAAUCAGACUGAUUUUUUUUUAGUAGUAGCAUAAGAAUUGUCUUUUUUUCUUUUUUUGAGAUUCUUUCAGGAGUUGUUUUGAAGGUUGUUAAAUUUAUGGUUUACUAGUUUCAAGUUUGCUUAUGUGCGUGAUUGAGCACCUGUUUCUUAGAUUUGCUUGAAUAUAUUUUUUGCAAGUUUUAGUUUA